GGCCACGAGGUGCUUUUGAGCCCGUGUCCAGACGCGUGUGUAAGGCAAGAUGUCGCAUCCCUCCCCCCAAGCUAAACCUUCCAACCCCAGCAACCCCCGAGUCUUCUUUGAUGUGGACAUCGGAGGGGAACAAGUUGGUCGAAUUGUCUUAGAGUUGUUUGCAGAUAUUGUGCCUAAAACUGCAGAAAAUUUCCGUGCAUUAUGUACAGGAGAAAAAGGCAUUGGACCCACAACUGGGAAACCUCUCCAUUUCAAAGGAUGCCCUUUCCAUCGAAUUAUUAAGAAAUUCAUGAUUCAGGGUGGAGACUUCUCAAAUCAGAAUGGGACAGGUGGAGAAAGUAUUUAUGGUGAAAAAUUUGAAGAUGAAAAUUUCCAUUAUAAGCAUGAUCAGGAAGGUUUAUUGAGCAUGGCAAAUGCUGGACCCAAUACAAAUGGUUCUCAGUUCUUUAUCACAACAGUUCCAACUCCUCAUUUGGAUGGUAAACAUGUGGUAUUUGGCCAAGUCAUUAAAGGCCUGGGCGUGGCAAGGAUACUGGAAAAUGUAGAAGUGAAAGGUGAAAACCCUGCCAAAUUGUGCGUUAUUGCAGAAUGUGGAGAAUUAAAAGAAGGAGAAGAUUGGGGAAUAUUCCCAAAAGAUGGUUCUGGUGACAGUCAUCCAGAUUUCCCUGAGGAUGCGGAUAUAGAUUUAAAAGAUGUAGAUAAAAUUUUAUUGGUAACAGAAGACUUAAAAAACAUUGGGAAUACUUUCUUUAAAUCCCAGAACUGGGAGAUGGCCAUAAAGAAAUAUGCAAAAGUUUUAAGGUAUGUGGAAGGAUCAAAGGCUGUUAUUGAGAAAGCAGAUAGAUCUAAGCUACAACCUGUAGCUUUAAGUUGUGUGCUGAAUAUUGGUGCUUGUAAACUAAAGAUGUCCAAUUGGCAGGGAGCAGUUGACAGCUGCUUAAAGGCUCUUGAAAUAGAUCCAUCAAAUACCAAAGCACUAUACCGCAGAGCUCAAGGGUGGCAGGGAUUAAAAGAAUACGAUCAAGCACUGGCUGAUCUUAAGAAAGCUCAGGAGAUAGCACCAAAUGAUAAAGCUAUCCAGGCAGAAUUGCUGAAAGUCAAACAAAAGAUAAAGGCACAAAAAGAUAAAGAGAAGGCAGCUUAUGCAAAAAUGUUUGCUUAA
Molecule: messenger RNA, 1162 nt
Organism: Chrysochloris asiatica (Cape golden mole)
Lineage: Eukaryota; Metazoa; Chordata; Mammalia; Afrosoricida; Chrysochloridae
Gene: PPID
Product: peptidylprolyl isomerase D
Exons: 10
Coding region: 50-1162 (370 amino acids)
Biological process (GO): protein peptidyl-prolyl isomerization; protein folding
Molecular function (GO): protein binding; peptidyl-prolyl cis-trans isomerase activity
Source: RefSeq, a predicted model, not a curated record